GGGCCGUUGGUUUGGUGGAGAAGGCAGAUGUGAAAAGGCAGUUCAACAGAGUACAUAUCUAAGAGUAUGGACUCUGGAGUCAGACCGUUUUGUUUCAGAACAGUCCAGAUUUCAUCACUUCCAAACCAUGUGACCUGAGACAAAUUAAGUAACAUCAGUUUCUGUUCAGUUAAACAGAAUCUAGACCAUAAAGGGCUGUGAAGAUGAACAGGUAGACAGUGCUUGAUUCUACAAUAAAAACUCAGUGUUUUCUGUUACCAUAUAGUAAGCAAACAAUGCAGAUACAUUAUAGUAACAGUCAUGCUGUAACAAGCAGUUUUGUCCAAAAGUGCCCUGGAGGUCCUUGAGUUGCUUGGACUAAGAGCUAGCUUGGACCAGGAUCUCUCCUCCCAGAGGGAAGAGCCAUAUCUAAGCUUCCAGCCCUCUCCAUAGGGGUUCCCUAGACAACUCUGUCAACACUGGCACUUAAUAAACAUAGGUCAACCAAACAGUGGACCUAUGGCCCCCAAUGACAAGGCUGCUUUCUUAACAUUGACACUGAGAAGUUAGAAGGAGCUCUUCCCUGAAACAGCAGCACCUCUCUCCAGAAUUCCCUUUUGUGGGAUGAUGGAAGAAUCACAGGACCUGUGCUCAUUUUACUGACCCCUAGCUGGAGCUACCUAAAGAAUCAGAAUUCUUAGACACAGACUUUCAUUCCCUCCCUGCCUCAACUGAGCAGCAUUUUCAGACUGUCUCGGCCAAGAAUGUCAGGAAAAACUGCAGCUUUGGCCUACCAUGCUUCGAAAGAACAAGAAGGACUUAUAGUUGUGAAGGUUGAAGAAGAGAAUUAUGUUUGUGGGCAGGACUUUGGCCUUCAGGGAGACACCUGUGGCCUGGAGACCUUCCGCCAGCAGUUCAGGCACUUUGGUUACUCUGACUCCUCUGGGCCCCGGGAGGCUCUGAACCGGCUCCGGGAGCUUUGCCAUCAGUGGCUGAGGCCCGAGGUGAACUCCAAGGAGCAGAUCCUGGAGCUGCUGGUGCUGGAGCAGUUCCUGGCCAUCCUGCCUGAGGAGCUGCAGGCCUGGCUGCGAGAGCACCGGCCCGAGAACGGAGAGCAAGCCGUGACUAUGCUGGAGGAGCUGGAGAAAGAGCUUGACGAACCAAGGCAACAGGACACGGCUCAUGGCCAAGGAAUGAUCUGGAAGGAAAUGACAUCCAUAGGAACACUGAAGUCUCUGAGUAUACAGCUCCAGCCCUUGGAGAACCAGUGCAAGAGUGAGACUCAAGAGUCCCAGGCUUCCCACGAGGGAGAUGGCAAGCUGGUGGGUGAUGAAGUAUUAACAACAAAGCAAGAAAUUUUUGAAUGUGUAGCAUCAGCAGCCAUGAUAUCCCCAGGAAGACUCCCUGGGGAAACUCCUUCAGGACAGAUAGUUGAAGAAGCUUUGGGAGGCCUGCACAUCUUUGAGAAGCCAAAAGGAACAGUUGCAAGGAACAAAAUGAGUCAGCUCCCUUCUCAGGAAAGACAUCUUAGUCUGGCGGUCUUCAACAAGAAAAUCUCCACAGAAGAGAGUGUCCUUGGACGUAACGAAAGUGAAAGGACUCUCAGUGUGAACUCAAAUGUUGUAACACGACAGAGAGUUCACGCUGGGGGAAAGGUCUACGAGUGCUUGGACUGUGGGAAAGCCUUUUGCCAGAGCUCAAAGCUGAUUAGACAUCAGAGAAUUCAUACUGGGGAGAGGCCUUAUGCGUGUAAAGAGUGUGGCAAAGCUUUUAGUUUGAGUUCAGACCUUGUUAGACAUCAGAGAAUUCAUAGUGGUGAAAAACCCUAUGAAUGCUGUGAAUGUGGAAAAGCUUUCAGGGGCAGCUCAGAGCUCAUUAGGCAUCGGAGAAUUCACACUGGAGAGAAGCCUUAUGAAUGUGGUGAAUGUGGGAAAGCCUUCAGCCGGAGCUCAGCCCUCAUUCAGCAUAAGAAAAUUCACACUGGAGACAAAGGUUAUGAAUGUACUGAAUGUGGUAAGGCUUUUGGUAGAAGCUCUAUCCUUAUUGAACAUCAAAGAAUUCAUACUGGAGAAAAACCUUAUGAAUGUAAUGAAUGUGGAAAAUCCUUCAAUCAGAGCUCAGCCCUCACGCAGCACCAGAGAAUCCAUACUGGGGAGAAGCCUUAUGAAUGUAAUGAAUGUAGGAAAACAUUUAGGCAUAGGUCAGGCCUUAUGCAGCACCAGAGAACUCACACCAGAGUUUAAGUCUUGGGUAAGAGUUGUAUACUUGUGUCAUACUAGGGAUUCGCUUUGGGGUGAGACUGCACAAAAGUUAGAUGUUUCCUAAGAGCAGAGUUUCUGUCCUUCCUGUCUGAGUCAGUACUUACUGUACGAGCAGAUCCACAAAAAUAUGGUUGUUGACGUGUUGGAUGAGCACUUACACAGUAAGGCCAGGAUUGGGGCAGAGAUCCUGAAAGAGCUUCUUACAUGAUGGACUGAAAGGUGGUGCUUUCAAUGGCAAGGAUCUCUGCCCAGCAAGAACAUCGUGCAUUUGGCAGUUGGAGGCAUGUGCUGAGAGUCAUUCGGUUCUCUGAGGUGUUGAAUUGUGAGGUUGUGAAAUGUUGAAUUCUGUCCUGGAUUAGUUUAUAGCUCAUUCUGCCCCCUUGCCAGUUCUCUCCUCAGCCCUGAGCUUCCAGAGGUCAGUUGAGGUUUGUUUAUUUAUUGAGCACCUGCUAUGUGCCAGCCAUCGGGGGCAGACAUGGCCAUUGCUCUCCCAGAGUUAAGGGCUAAUGGGAUACAUAUAUAUUUAUUAAACAGGUAAUUACAGUAAAGUGUGAUAAGUUCUUUGGUAGGAUAAAUCUUGGAUUCUGUCAAAAUACAAGGGGGGCACCUAACCUGGUUUAGGAGUCACUUAAGCUUCCUGGAGGUGAUGAAAUCUCUGUUGAGGAAUAAAGGGUGUGUACAAAUUAGGCAGAUCAAGGCAAGAGGGAAGAGAACAUUAUAGGCAAAGGUUAUAGCACAUACAAAGGUAUGGAGAGAGGAUCUAUAGAGGUCUCUUCAUCAGGAUUCCUUUCAAGCAGGAAUUUCUUCUCGUAGACCCUGGUUCAGAGGACAUGUGUUGAUUCCUCUCUUUAUAAUCACAGAUUUGGGUAGCCUAUCCCAGACCCAGAGUGACCUAAGAGACCUUGAGGUACCCAGAACAGUCAGUGUGAUUAGGUAGACUUUGGCGCAUCGUAUGGAAAAAGGCAUGUAUGUACACCAUGGAAAGAAGACAUAUUGGAGGCUAGAGGGACAGUGUUGGUGUUCGGUGCCCCUAGGGCUCAGGAAAUGGGAAGCUCACAGAAGCAUAGGAGUGAGAGGUCUGCCUUCCCAAGGUCUACUAUUCCUCAUUUCCUGUCCCCUCCCCUUAUCACCAGCUAGAAGAUACUAAGUUACUUGAAGGCAAUGAAUCCUUAUUGAAUUACGCCCUUAGAUUCCUCAAAACUCUACUUCUCUGUUGAUUUUUAUUUUGGCGGUUUUAAUUAACCCACCAUUAAUUGCUGAAGGCAAUUCAUAUGUAAGAGAAAGUUUGAUUUCUCUUUUAAGAUGUCCUGAUUUCCCUUCCAGAUACUGUUACUUCUGGAGACUUGGUGAUCAAAUCUGUUAUGGGUAAUAGGGAAGGUGAAAUUGGGGGAGGGGGACAGUCUUUAUGUCCACAGGUUGGGGGAUUGUCAUUGAAUGAGGUCAAUCAGAAGUCUAGAGAGACCCUUAAAAUGGAUGAAGUUGCCCUUUCCUAUAGGUGACAAUCAGAUGAUUUCAUGUAAAUUUUAUUUAGUUUUUUUCCCCUGGGUUGUGAAUUAAUUAUAAAUGUUAAUAAUACAGAAAAUGAGAAAGUAGAAAUCACCUUCAAUCCCACCACCUACAGAAACGUUAACAUUUUGGAGUACUUUCUAGUUGUCUUCCCCCAACUCUAGUAUUGGUAAAAAUCUUGCUUGGUAAAUCAUUUUUAAUAAUUGAUUUGAACGUUUAUACUUUUGAGUAUAUACUUAAACUGUUUAGUGUUAGAAUGUAAUGCAAGAUGUAUUGUAAUAAAAUCUGAAUUUUAA
Panthera uncia (snow leopard) is the source of this 4042-nucleotide messenger RNA. RefSeq names its product zinc finger and SCAN domain containing 30 (gene ZSCAN30). Gene Ontology annotation, molecular function: RNA polymerase II cis-regulatory region sequence-specific DNA binding; DNA-binding transcription factor activity, RNA polymerase II-specific. Lineage: Eukaryota; Metazoa; Chordata; Mammalia; Carnivora; Felidae. The transcript is spliced from 4 exons. Gene Ontology annotation, biological process: regulation of transcription by RNA polymerase II. The record is from RefSeq and is a predicted model, not a curated record. The coding region runs from base 744 to 2222 and encodes 492 amino acids.